GUUCCAGUGAUACAGAGUCAGAAUGGCUGGGGAGUGACUUACACUUAUACUGAGAUCUGUGCCUUCAAAGGAUCAACAGUGUACAUAUACUGCACCUACAGAUACCCAACCACAAACAAUUACCAUUUUACAGUUGAGAAAACAUUCUGGUUUAAAGGUGAUGAUGCUGUAGAUCUGAAAACAAAGUCAGAGUAUUCAGGUCGUGUGGAGUAUAACUGUGAUAUGAACUACUGCACUCUGAGAGUCACAGACCUGAGAGAGAGCGACUCAGCUGAGUACAAGUUCAGGUUCAUAACAAACCAACCAGGUGGGACAUAUACUGGUUCACCUGGAGUCACUCUGUCUGUCACAGAUCUCCAGGUGCAGGUGAGCAGAUUACAGAUCUAUGAGUCUUCUAACUGGGCAGAGCUGAAGUGUCACAGCAGUUGUCUUCCACCUGGUCAUCAUUACUACGUCUGGUACAAGAAUGGACAGAACAUUGGGGGACAGACAUCUAAUUCUUAUUCAGCCUACUUUUACCCUGCAGAAAGCUUUUCCUGUGCUGUAGGAGGAUAUGAGAAGUCCCGCUCUCCUUCAGUGUAUGCUCCAAAGCUUCCCUCUGUGUCAGUGAGUCCCUCUGCUGAGAUAGUGGAGGGCAGUUCAGUGACUCUGAACUGCAGCAGUGAUGCUAACCCAGCAGCUAAAUACACCUGGUACAAGGAGAAUGGAAAUCAAAACCUUUAUCCUCUCGGUAAAGAACAAAAGCUUGUCUUCAGGUCCAUCCAGUCCUCUGACUCUGGAAAGUAUUACUGUGCAGCUGUGAAUGAUCUGGGGAGGACAUCUGGAUUUGAGCUAUUAACGUGAAAUGUGAGUAAAAUGCAGCUAAUUUAAAAAACAUUAUACAAUUAAUGACAACUUCUUAAAGCUUAAUUAUCCAGUCAGAUGUUUUGCUGAUCAUGCACUUUCUUCAGCUCUGCCUGUUUCACAUUCACAGCGGCUACAACAGAUGAUUAAAGGCGGUUUUAUUUCGAGUGAACGCUGAGUCAAUGUUGAGUUCAGCUCAAUGAAUAGAGGGGUAGUACUUUUCUCAUUGAUACCUUGAAUCAUUUCCAAAAUAUUCAAGAUUUUCCAGGAAAAAUUUGUAGGUGAAUGGAGAGAAGGAUUAAAUCCUCCUCAUCCCUACUCAACUCUGUAAGGGUACUAGUUCAGCACACUUUCAGCUA
Messenger RNA from Micropterus salmoides (largemouth bass), 1202 nucleotides. RefSeq names its product B-cell receptor CD22-like. Lineage: Eukaryota; Metazoa; Chordata; Actinopteri; Centrarchiformes; Centrarchidae. The transcript has 3 exons. Bases 223 to 843 code for a protein of 206 amino acids. The record is from RefSeq and is a predicted model, not a curated record.